GGGAAGGAAUUGACGUCACGUAGAAAGAGGAAGGUGGCAGACGAAAAAAACCACCAGUUUGUUCCGUGACAACGUCUGUGUUGGUGCAAGAGUGAAGCAGAAAAGUGUUGACUAACUGGGAAUACUGGGGGCAUUGCUGGCAAGUCGGAAUUUGCAGACCCCGACGUUGAAUGGGGAAAUAUCUGAAACCAUAUCAGAAGAAAACACUGUAGAGGACUCUUUCAGUAUGGACACAAAUUCGAAACAGAAUGGGAUUCUGACUGAAUCUCUCGAUUCAUCACCCGGUGGGGAUGAAAUUCAAAUAAGUGAUAAAAUUAAGUUCAUCGUUUCUGAAGAAGACGAUGAGUUCACUGAUGCCAUCGAAAAUUCCUCCUACGGUCUCAGCCAGUCCAAAGAUUUUCUGGAUAUCAGCAAAGCUAGCAAACAUCCGACACACAUGAGGCAAUCUAUGUCAGGAGCUCAUUUGCUACAGCUUGAAAAAGACCAAUGUCAAGCCGAUGUGAGAGAUGUAAAUAUUGCAACUCCUGAAGAAUUUGUGCGUCGAUUUGGAGGAAAUCAUGUUAUUAACAAGGUCUUGAUAGCUAAUAAUGGAAUUGCAGCUGUAAAAUGUAUGAGAUCCAUCAGAAGAUGGGCUUAUGAAAUGUUCCGAAAUGAAAGGGCGAUUCGGUUUGUUGUCAUGGUAACUCCAGAAGAUUUAAAAGCCAAUGCAGAAUACAUCAAGCUUGCUGAUCAUUAUGUGCCUGUUCCUGGUGGAACCAAUAAUAAUAAUUAUGCUAAUGUGGAAUUAAUAUUAGAUAUUGCCAAAAGAAUGAAUGUACAGGUUGUUUGGGCUGGAUGGGGCCAUGCUUCUGAAAAUCCCAAAUUGCCAGAAUUAUUGAAUAAAAAUGGCAUAGCAUUUAUGGGUCCACCAGAGAAAGCUAUGUGGUCAUUGGGUGAUAAAAUUGCAUCAUCUAUUGUUGCUCAGACUGCUGGCAUACCAACUUUGCCAUGGAGUGGUUCUGAUUUAAAAGCUGAAUGGAAUGAAAAUCUUGGUCACAAAAUAAAAAUUCGCCCUGAGUUGUACAGAAAAGGAUGCGUAUCAGAUGUAGAUGAAGGCAUGAAAAUUGCACAAGAGAUAGGUUUUCCUGUUAUGAUCAAAGCUUCUGAAGGAGGUGGCGGAAAGGGAAUACGGAAAGCUGUCAGUAUAGAAGAUUUUCCAACUCAGUUUCGUCAAGUUCAAACUGAGGUACCAGGAUCUCCUGUUUUCAUUAUGAAGAUGGCCACAUGUGCUCGUCACUUAGAAGUUCAACUACUUGCUGAUUCUUAUGGUAAUGCCAUUUCAUUGUUUGGCAGAGACUGUUCGAUUCAGCGGCGGCAUCAAAAGAUUAUUGAAGAAGCACCUUGUGUUAUUGCCAAACCUGAUGUAUUUGAAAAAAUGGAAAAAGCAGCUGUUCGCUUAGCGAAAAUGGUUGGUUAUGUUAGCACAGGAACUGUAGAAUAUUUGUAUGAAGAUGAUGGAAAUUUUUAUUUCUUGGAAUUAAAUCCUCGACUUCAGGUUGAACAUCCAUGCACAGAAAUGGUUGCCGAUGUAAAUCUUCCUGCUUGUCAGCUGCAGAUUGCCAUGGGAAUACCUUUAUAUCGUAUAAAAGAUAUUAGAACUCUGUACAAGGAAAAUCCUUGGAGUGAUACAAUGAUAGACUUUGAUAAUCCUUCGCACAAGCCUCGUCCUUGGGGUCAUGUAAUUGCUGCAAGAAUCACUAGUGAAAAUCCUGAUGAAGGAUUCAAACCUAGUGCUGGAACUGUCCAGGAAUUGAAUUUUAGAAGUAAUAAGAAUGUAUGGGGUUAUUUUAGUGUUACAGCAUCGGGUGGUUUACAUGAAUUUGCAGAUUCUCAGUUUGGUCAUUGCUUUUCGUGGGGUGAAAAUCGAGAAGAAGCUCGAGAAAACCUGGUUGUUGCACUGAAAGAAUUAUCUAUUAGAGGUGAUUUCAGAACAACUGUUGAAUAUCUGAUAACACUUUUGGAAACGGAGGACUUCCAGCGAAAUAACAUCAACACCAUUUGGCUUGAUCAUUUAAUUUCUGAAAAAGUGAAGGCGGAGAAGCCAGAUACUUUUCUUGCUGUGAUUUGUGGAUCUCUCCAUGUUGCCGACCGAAAGAUUCUGGAUAAUUUCCAUAAUUUCCAGACAUCUCUGGAGAAGGGUCAAAUACUACCUGCUAAUAUCUUGAACAACACAGUGGAUGUUGAACUUAUUUAUGAUGGCAUAAAAUAUAAAGUCCAGGUUACCAAAUCUGGUCCAAAUCGGUACUUUUUGGCUCUUAAUAGUUCAUACAAGGAAAUAGAGGCUCAUAGAUUAAGUGAUGGAGGUUUACUUUUGUCAGUGGAUGGAGCAAGUUAUACCACUUAUGUGAAAGAAGAAAUCGAUCAUUAUAGAGUUGUAAUUGGAAAUCAAACGUGUAUGUUUGAAAAAGAAAAUGAUCCAACAAUUUUAAGAUCUCCUUCAACCGGAAAAUUAAUCCAGUUUCUUGUUGAAGACGGUGCUCAUGUUUAUCCUUCUCAACCGUAUGCUGAAAUUGAAGUAAUGAAAAUGGUUAUGACUCUCACAAUUAACGAAAGUGGCUGUAUUCAUUUUGUGAAGCGUCCUGGUGCGGUUUUAGAAGCUGGAACUAUAUUAGCUCGAUUGGAAUUGGAUGAUCCUUCUCAAAUGAAAAAGGCGCAGUUAUUUACUGGCGUUUUCCCAAAUGAUGAUUUCUCCAGCUGGCAUGGUGAUAAAUUGAAUCAGAUAUUCCAAAAUGCAAGACAGGAGCUGGAAUAUAUUCUUGCUGGUUACGCCCUUCCUGAUCCUUAUUUUAGUCCCAAAAUGACACAAGCUGUUGACACAUUUAUGCGCACAUUAAGAGAUCCCAGCCUACCUUUACUUGAGCUUCAAGAAAUUAUAUCUUCAAUAUCUGGAAGGAUUCCACCUAAUGUUGAAAAGCAUAUAAAGAAGUUAAUGGCCAUGUACUCUAGCAAUAUAACAUCAGUUUUAGCACAAUUUCCUAGUCAGCAGAUUGCUAGUGUUAUCGACAGCUAUGCUGCUACCUUACAGAAAAGAUCUGAUCGUGAUGUGUUUUUUAUGACUACUCAAGGCAUUGUGCAAUUAGUUCAACGUUACAGAAACGGCAUACGUGGUCGAAUGAAAGCAGUUGUGCAAGAUCUUCUCAAACAAUACUUAUCUGUUGAAACAGAAUUUCAAAAUGGACAUUAUGACAAAUGUGUUGCAUUGCUAAGAGAGAAGCAUAAAGAUGAUAUGGCUACUGUUGUUGCUAAAAUUUUUUCACAUUUGCAAGUCAGUAAGAAGAACCAGCUCAUCAUUAAACUAAUUGAUCACCUUUGUGGGCAUGAACCUGGCUUGACUGAUGAAUUAGGUGCAAUUUUGAAUGACCUUACUACCCUCAAUAAAUCUGAGAAUUCGAAGGUCGCUCUACGUGCUCGCCAGGUCUUAAUUGCAGCUCAUCAACCGGCAUAUGAAUUAAGACAUAAUCAAAUGGAAUCUAUUUUCCUUUCUGCCAUUGAUAUGUACGGUCACGAUUUUUGCCCUGAAAAUCUUCAAAAACUUAUCAUGUCGGAAACUUCCAUAUUUGAUGUGUUGCAAGACUUUUUCUUUCACAGCAAUAGUGUUGUUCAAAGGGCUGCUUUAGAGGUAUAUGUGCGACGAGCAUAUAUUUCAUAUGAACUAACUUGCUUGAAGCAUGUAAGCCUUAUGUCUGGAACUUGCGCUGCAUUAUUUCAAUUUUUAUUACCUUCAUCUCAUCCAAACAGAGCGAUUCAUUUUACAUCUUGUAAUUUGAAAAGUGAAGAUCCGUCUGCAAUUUCAAACUGGGAUAUUAAAGAAGCUUAUGAAAAUUGCCACCGAUAUGGUUUAUUAGCAGCUUUUUCAAGUUUUGAUGCGUUUAAAAGCAACUUUUAUAAUCUGAUGGAAGUUUUAGAGACGGCUGCUUCAGCAAGAAAAUUAGAUGAUUCUUCUACAUAUGAUGACGAGUUCAAUACUUUUUCUGUUGCAGCAGAAACAUCACAUGAAGACUUCCUGAAUAUUAUAAAUGUAGCAAUUAUGAUGCAAAACAUUGAAGAUGACAAUCAAUACAGCAAAAGAUUUUCAAUUUUUUGUAAAGAAAAUAGAGAAGUUUUUAUGGAGAAGAAAUUGCGAAGAAUAACAUUCAUAGUUUUACACAAGCAACAAUUUCCAGAAUACUUCACUUAUCGAGCAAGAGAUAAUUUCGAAGAAGAUCGUAUAUAUAGACAUUUGGAACCAGCUCUAGCAUUUCAACUUGAGAUUAAUCGUUUGCGAAAUUAUGAUUUGGAAGCCAUACCUACAGCCAAUCAAAAAAUGCAUUUAUAUUUAGGGAAAGCUAAGGUUGCAAAAGGUCAAGAAGUUACUGAUUACAGGUUUUUCAUCCGUUCCAUCAUCAGACAUUCUGAUUUAAUUACUAAGGAAGCGUCUUAUGAAUAUCUGCAAAAUGAGGGAGAACGAUUGCUGUUAGAAGCAAUGGAUGAAUUAGAAGUGGCAUUUACUCAUCCUCAGGCUAAAAGAACGGAUUGCAACCACAUAUUCCUGAACUUUGUUCCAAAAGUCACGAUGGAUUUAUCUAAAAUAGCUGAAAACGUUCGUGCUAUGGUUAUGAGGUAUGGUCCGAGACUAUGGAAACUCAGAGUUCUGCAAGCAGAAUUGAAAAUGACGAUCAGGCUUACUCCAACAUCUAAAUGCAUGCCUAUACGCCUCUAUCUCGCAAAUGAAAGUGGCUAUUAUUUGGAUAUGAACUUGUACAAAGAAGUAACUGAUCCGGUAACUGGCUGUACGAAAUUUGAGGCAUGGGGUCAUAAACAAGGGCCAUUACAUGAUUUGCCUAUUUCAACAUGUUAUAUGACGAAAGAUUAUUUACAGUUGAAGAGAUUUCAAGCUCAGUCCAAUGGCACAACAUAUGUAUAUGACUUUCCUGACAUGUUUCAGCAAUCUUUGAAUCGCCUUUGGGAAGAAUAUACUGCAGGUCGUCCUGAAGUGGAAAUUCCUUCUCAGCUGCUGAAGUAUACUGAACUCGUCUUAGAUUCUAGUGGUAAUUUAAUUGAAAGGAAGAGACUGCCUGGAGAGAAUGAUAUAGGUAUGGUUGCUUGGAAAAUGACCUUUAUUACUCCAGAAUAUCCUCAAGGGCGAGAUGUUAUUGUCAUUUGUAAUGACAUUACUUUCUUAAUUGGAACUUUUGCACCACAAGAAGAUCUUUUGUUUCUUAAAGCAUCAGAAAAGGCCCGAGAACUUGGUAUUCCACGUCUUUAUAUUUCUGCAAACAGUGGAGCUCGAAUUGGAUUAGCUGAAGAAAUCAAGCAUAUUUUUAAUGUGGCUUGGAUAGAUCCGGAUAAUCCAGAUAAGGGUUACAAAUAUCUUUACAUGAGUCCUGAAAAUUUCAAAAAAGUUAGUGCUAUGAAUUCUAUCCAUGCCGUCUUAAUUGAAGAUGAAGGUGAAUCUCGUUACAAAAUAACCGAUAUUAUUGGGAGGGAUGAUGGAAUUGGUGUAAAAAAUUUAAGAUGUGCUGGAAUGAUUGCUGGUGAAUCUUCUCAAGCAUAUAAAGACGUGAUUACUAUAAGUAUGGUUACUUGCAGAGCUAUAGGAAUUGGAGCGUAUCUUGUACGACUUGGUCAAAGAGUUAUUCAGAUAGAGAAUUCCCAUAUUAUUCUCACUGGAGCUGGUGCUUUAAAUAAGCUUUUAGGACGAGAAGUGUAUACUUCUAAUAAUCAACUCGGAGGAGUUCAGAUCAUGCAUAAUAAUGGUGUUUCACAUGUCACUGCACCUGAUGAUCUUCAAGGGAUUUAUUUGAUGUUAAAAUGGCUGUCCUACAUGCCUAAGAAUAGAGGAGCAGAAUUACCAGUAAUGGAACCACUUGAUCCAGUGGACAGAGAUGUAAUAUUUACACCUACUAGACUUCCAUAUGAUCCAAGAUAUUUACUAGCUGGUCGAGAAAGCCCAAAUCUUCCAGGAUUUUGGGAAGAUGGCUUCUUUGAUUAUGGAUCUUUUAUGGAAAUUAUGCAGCCAUGGGCUCAGACUGUAAUUUGUGGACGUGCACGGUUAGGUGGUAUUCCAGUUGGUGUAAUUGCUGUCGAAACACGGACUGUUGAAAUCGAUAUUCCUGCUGAUCCAGCUAAUUUAGAUUCUGAAGCAAAGGUUAUUUCUCAGGCUGGGCAAGUUUGGUUCCCGGAUUCAGCUUAUAAAACAGCACAAGCUAUAAAUGAUUUUAAUAUGGAAGAACUGCCAUUAAUUGUAUUUGCUAAUUGGAGAGGGUUUUCUGGAGGAAUGAAAGAUAUGUACGAUCAGAUUUUGAAAUUUGGUGCCAUGAUUGUCGAUGCUUUGAGACAGUACAACCAACCUAUUCUUGUAUACAUUCCUCCACAUGCGGAGCUCCGUGGUGGUGCUUGGGUUGUUGUAGACGCUACCAUUAAUGAAAAGCAUAUGGAAAUGUAUGCAGACACUGACAGCAGAGGUGGCAUUUUAGAGCCUGAAGGUACAGUUGAAAUUCGUUUUCGGAAGAAAGAUCUUGUGAAAACCAUGCAUAGAAUAGAUAAUGUCUGCAAAGAUAUAUUGAAACAACUGUCAUCUACUGAAAUUACUGCUGAACAAAAAUCAAAUUUAGAAAAACAAUUACAACUAAGAGAACAGGCGCUUCUUCCCAUUUAUCAUCAAGUUGCUUUGACUUUUUCUGAUCUUCAUGAUACUCCCCGUCAUAUGAUGGACAAAGGAGCUAUUCAAGAAAUCAUUCCAUGGAACAAAUCUCGAACACUUCUUUACUGGCGUUUGCGCCGACUGUUACUCCAAAAUCGUAUCAAAGCAGACAUCCUUUCUGUGAAACCAAGUCUCAGUGACGGAGAAGUAGACUCAAUGCUUGAAAGAUGGUUUGUUGAAGAACAUGGAGCUGUUAAUCAAUAUUUAUGGGAUGAUAACAAAACUGUUGUUGAUUGGCUAACUAUGCAAUUAGAUAAUACCCUUGAACGAUCACAAAUUUUGGAAAACAUUGAUUGCCUCCGUCGAGAUGCAGCUAUUUCCCAAAUACGCAGCUUGCUGAAGUCGCACCCUGAUAUUGCCAUGGAUUCAGUAGUUCAUAUUAUUCAAAAUAUGAAUGCUCAACAAAGGACUGAUGUGCUUACUACCAUACGUGCCUUUGAUACUCAACUAAAUAAUUCGGAUCUACCUUUAGACUCAAAUAAUGAAUUAAUAAAUACAUGACUUUCAUAAAUAUUAAGUACUGUGAAAAAUUCCAUAUUUUACUCAUAGCAUUUGACAUUAAAUAAAUAAAAUUGCAUUUAAAUAUUGUUUCGAAUUUUAUGUACCUCAUAAAAUUCAUGCGUUUAUGUCGUAUUAUUUUUAUGUCAUAUAAAAAGGUUUAUUAGGUUAUAUACAUUGAAUGUGAUACCGAAAAUCUGAAUUUAAUAUGUAAUUUUAAUCAAAGAAUGUCGAAGACUUCUUUGUAUGCAGGACUAUAAAAAGGCUUCAGUUUCUUAAAAUACUUGUAAGUUUUGUUGUACUGUGUUGAUUGAUUUUCUCAAGUUCAUCUUCGAAAUUAAAAAAAAAAAAAAUGAUGGAAAAGGAAUAGUUUUAAGAAGUGUUUAUCUUUAUGCACUGUAAUUUAAAUUAAAAUAUUCUAUUAUGGUGUUUCUUUGCAAAGUGGUGAUUGAUUUUUUUUUUCUUCUUAUAUUUAUGAAUCUUUAUCUGAAAAAAAAAUUAACCUGUAAAAUAAUUUCUGAUAAAAGAUAUUUUUAAGAUUAAAUUAAAAAGAGAUUAGAUUAUUAAAAUAUUAUUUGUAAGCUAUAAAUAAUGAUCUAAAUAUUUUAAAAUAAUGGAUUUUUUCUACAUUUUUCCCAUUUGUAAAUAUAUUUUGUAAGCAUUUAAUAGCAGUAUAAAUAAAGUGCAAUUUAAUAUAUUUAAUUACAUUGUAUAUAUUGUGAAAUAUAAGCAAGUUAUGUAAAUACUAUUAAUAAAGUGUCCUGUGAUAACAGUUGCAAUUGUAAAGAUUAUCAAUGAGAUACGAAAUUUGAAAAUCGCUGCUCUGUGUUAAAAAAGCGUGUUGUUUUUUUUCUUUGUUACAUUGCUAAAGAAAUGUUAAAAUCUCAGAAUGCUUGCAAAUACUAUGUAUAUUUUGAUGUCAUUGUAAAGAAUUUUAAUAAUAGUUUUUAAGCAAUGCAUUUUUGUUAUAAAACUAAGCGUCCAGAAAAAUAAGUGGAACUUUCAUAGGUAAUUGGAUUUUAUUCAGUUUCCAUAUCUGUAAUGCUGAUUUGCUUAAGAUAAAUUAUCUAUUUUUGUUUUGUUUUACAUUUUCUCAUAAUCAUAUUUGAUAUCUAAUGUAGUCAAUAGCUGAAUGAUCAAUUUUUAACAGGUGUUUUUAAACUGAAUAGAUUCGUCUGAAUUAACUUUAUUUUAAUAUUUUUCCUGGAAUCUAAUACUUAUUUAGCCUGGCUAUUUUUUUUUUUUUCAAAAAGUUUGAAAGUAUUUUUUUAUUUUCGCCCUAUAAACUACAUGUAUUAAAAUAUAAGAAAUGUAUUAUUUAUAUUAUUAAAAAGAAGUGAUAAAUUCAUGAAGAACAAACUGCAAAAAUAAAUUUUUAACUUAUUUAUUUUAUAUGGUUUGAACACUCUCAUAUUUAUUAUUUUUAUUAAUUUUAUAUUUGAAGUGUUCCAAUUCCUUGGGAAUUUUAUUAUUAUCGAUUGAGCUGGUGAAAAAUAAUUAUUAUAUUUAAAAAUUAUUCAAUAAGGAUGGAUGUUAUUUUCCAUUAUAUUGAUAUUUCAUCGGUAAUAAAAAUUUGAUUUGUAAUUCUUAUUUAUAUUCUGUUUCAAAUCGCAAGUAACAAAGAAACACAUUCUUAUUUGAAGAACAAGUAAAAUGAUAUAUUUAGAAACAAACUGCUUUUUCAAUUACACUAGAAAUGUCUUAAUUUCAAAUUAAAAUGGCUUCAAAAAUGUAAUUUUAGGUAGUUUCUUCUAUAGUUACAAUUAAUGCAUGUCCUUAAUGUCUUACAAAAUAUACAUUGUAUUUUUAUCAUAAACUCGUAUGUGUUUGUUGCAAUGAAAUGUAUUU
Molecule: messenger RNA, 9067 nt
Organism: Argiope bruennichi
Lineage: Eukaryota; Metazoa; Arthropoda; Arachnida; Araneae; Araneidae
Gene: ACC
Product: acetyl-CoA carboxylase-like
Exons: 53
Coding region: 227-7222 (2331 amino acids)
Biological process (GO): fatty acid biosynthetic process
Molecular function (GO): acetyl-CoA carboxylase activity; ATP binding; metal ion binding
Source: RefSeq, a predicted model, not a curated record